This is a messenger RNA of Dinoponera quadriceps, 5509 nucleotides long. It is a transcript of the gene Nt5c, whose product is annotated as 5'-nucleotidase domain-containing protein 3. The coding region runs from base 35 to 1630 and encodes 531 amino acids. The transcript has 8 exons. Lineage: Eukaryota; Metazoa; Arthropoda; Insecta; Hymenoptera; Formicidae. The record is from RefSeq and is a predicted model, not a curated record. Gene Ontology annotation, molecular function: 5'-nucleotidase activity.
GCGGUUGUUGUUGCACGCCCGCCAAUCGUCCGUGAUGCUGCACGUGAGGCGCGUCGCGACAUCGAGCCUCCUCGCCGUGAGGCUGUUCGCCGUCCGGUCGGGCCGUCGCAACGUCGCCGUGCCGCCGCCGGCCGAUGGAAGAGCGUGUCGACGCGCGGUGGGCGACCGCGCCAUCAGUCGCGGCGAGGUGUCGCGCGAGGUCAUGCGCGACAAUUACCUGAGGAUGCUCGACAAGUGCAAGUCGAAGAAGCUCCCGCAGGACGUGAAUCCGAAGGGUGUCUUCGCGUGCAACGAGCUCGACUUGAAGGAGGUGCAGGUUUACGGAUUCGAUUAUGAUUACACGCUGGCGUGCUACAAGCCGUCCAUGGAUCACCUGCUUUACAGUCUGGGACGCGACAUGCUCAUUAAGAAGUACAAGUACCCGGAGGGAAUUGCCAAUCUGGAGUACAGGGAGAAUUUCGCCGUCCGCGGCCUCCAUUACGACAUCGAAAAGGGUCUCCUCCUGAAGCUCGACAGCUUCCUGCAAAUUCAAUUUGGCGCCGUUUACCGUGGCUUGCAUCAAGUGCCCGACGACGAGGUCUUGCGGGUCUACAAAAAUAGGAUAAUACCGAUAGCCUACGUCGAGGCGCCGCAUAAACAUUCCCACGACGCUCUGCAGAGCACGAAAAUGGUCCAAUUAGCCGACCUGUUUUCCGUGCCAGAAAUGGGUCUGUUGUGCAACGUCACGGAGUAUUUCCUGCAGAAUCACAUCGAUUAUCACCCGGAGAUACUGUUCCGAGACGUCAAGAAUUCCGUACAAAACUGCCAUCCUAUAAUGCACCAGUUGGUAGAGGAGAAUGUCUCGGAGUACUUGGAGCAGAAUAAGGAUCUGAGACGAUUCUUCGAGCGACUUCAAAAAGUGAAGAAGAACAUGUUUCUGGUGACGAACAGUCCUUUCCAUUUCGUUGACAAGGGUAUGGAAUUUCUGGUGGGACCCAACUGGAAGGACUACUUUGACGUGGUGAUUGUUCAAGCGAGGAAACCGAGAUUCUUCACCGAGGAGUCCCGUCCGUUGAGGAUCUACGAUGAGGUUAAGCAAACGCAACUCUGGGAUCGGGUCACCAAACUCAACAAAGGCGUCAUAUACCUCGAAGGAACGGUCAAACAAUUGCAAGACAUGACCGGAUGGCGGGGACACCAGGUAUUGUACUUCGGCGAUCAUCCGUACAGCGACCUGGCGGAUGUGACUUUGGAACACGGCUGGCGAACCGGGGCGAUAAUCAAGGAAUUGACGCACGAGAUCGAGACACUGAACGAUCCGAAGUUCAAGGAGAACGCGAACUGGCUUCAGAUGUUGACCGGCCUGAUAGAGGAACACCAGGAUUACGAGGGGCCGGAGGUGCAGGACGUGCUCGACGAGUGGAUGGACGAGCGGGACCAGCUGAGAAACGAGAUCAAAUCGGUCUUUAACAAACAGUUCGGCUCGGUAUUCAGAACGUACCACAACCCGACUUAUUUCUCCCGAAGACUGUUCAGAUUCGCCGACAUCUAUAUGAGCUCGAUCACGAAUCUGUUGGAAUACUCCACCAGUCACACCUUUUAUCCCAGGAGGGGCGUGAUGCCGCACGAGUACACUAGUUACUUUAUGUAAAACCACUACGCUAUUCCUACCCAGAUAGCACAGGAAUAUGAAUGAAUACUUGAUGAGUUAUCUCAUAUCCCGGGCUGAAAAAUAUCAAGAUGAAAAGUAAAAUAUCUCGAAAAGUGUUCACCCACCGAUGAUCUUACUCUAAUACUUUUAUACGCAGAACGAACAGAGGAAUUGAUCUGUGUUGAGAAAACUAUAUGAUUCUAUUAAAGAAAAAAGUGAAGUUGAUCUUCGUUUGACUUUGAUACCUCCACCCGAGGUCAAACCGAUAAGAUCGGAUAAAUAGAUCUUUUCAAACCCUAUAACUUUUAUCUGAAAACAGUUUUUUAUAAAACAUAUAUUUUUCAAGAUAUUUCGGGGUCCCGGAUUUUCCUCACCCUGUAUAUUUUUUUCACGUUUCAAUUUUUCUUAUUAUGAACGUACGAAUCUCUGCUUGCGAUGUUCUGCGUAUACUCAUGGAAUGUCCGAUUCGAAUAUUCUGGAAUUGAGAGCAUUCGUAUUUCAUAAGAAUAUUCAUAAAAUAUUUCGUGUUAUCUGGAUAGAGAUGAAUGACUUGUCGUCAUUGUUUGCGUAACUAGGCAAGGCGCUUUCAGAACGUACGAUUACGGCAACGGACUGACAGUAACAGUAUUUUUCCGAUCGUGAGUGAGGCCCAUAGGUAACGUGGAACAUCGCGGUGUGCCAUAAUGGCGUGGCUUUCUUGCACCAAGUCCCGCCUCAUUAUCAGGCGUUCACGCGUAAUCACAUGUAUAUGACAUGUAAAUCUAUAUCGAUUAAUGUUAAUGCGCUUUUACAGCCGUUACAGCGUAGUUACAGAUAAUUUGCAUUGAAAUGCAUGUAAACGCGAUAAAACGGGUCGGGCCGUAUGUAUCACGAAGGCUCUUACAUUAUUAUUACCAUGACAAUAGCCUUAUUAUGUAAAAUGAAGUGAUACAUCAUGUUGUAACAAGUAAAAUGCAUAGAAUAGGAAACCAGGUAAAAGUUCAACCGCUACGUACAAAGUAUUAUUGGGCUAGAUGAGACUCGUUAAAUAUUCAAAGAGAGAUUCUAGUUACUGGAGAGUUUAUUUUUAGUAAAUUAUAUACGCGGAGAAAAGAUAUGUAUAUAUAUAUAUACACAUAUCUACAUGUAAAGUGAGAUACAAAUUUCGGAAAGAAUGCCGAUCCGUAUCCGUGUUGGUGUUCAAUUAUUUUUGCAAAGCGAUUUACACUGGUAGCGCGCGUUGAUGCAUAAUAAAUUUGAAAUGUAGCCUCGUCAUUGUACUGCGUAUUUACUAUCACGUAAGCAAAUGCAAGCAUUUCGGCAUUAGCUCUUGAUCAAAAUUUACAUCGAAUUCGAUCGAGAAAUCAAACAGUUAUUUUGUUUCAUUUGCUACGCCAAUAUAUAUUUCUUUCUCGUUUCAUUCUCUUUACUGAAUCGCCAUUGAGUUAGUAUUAUCGCCACUUAUUUUUAAGAAGUGCAUGAGUGAAUUUUCAGUUAAAUGAGAUUAUAAAUACGUAAAAAUAAGAAGUUAUAUUAACUGUGGAGAGAGAUCUCUUGUAGUAUGUUCUUGAAAUUUAGUUCUUAGGGAAACUAAAUGUUCGAGAAUGUCAAACAUUUCAUUGAAAUAAGUACGGUGAUGAUUCCUGUAUGAGAGAUAUAUAUAUUUAUUUAGUCCAUAUUUGCAGAUGAAAUGUAUCAUGUUUAUUAAAUAUACCUUUAUUUUCCAUGCAACCAAUGAGACUCUGUAUUAAGACCGAGGAACCCCCAGAUUUUGUAUUAGGACCAAAGAGUACCUUGAAUCGCGUUUACUUGCUUUUAUACUCGAUAUAUUUCAAACAAUGCUUAUACGCAUGAAUUCACAGAAAACAAUCUUCACCAGCGAUAUUCAUGCGGUACAAUCUGUCUUUGUUUCGGGAUUUUGCGUGAUUUCAAAUUUUUACGCAUUUGACAAGGCGAAAGCUUAACAAUAUGUCUUGGAACUGGAUUAAACCGAAGGUUCAGCUGACAAUAUUUUGCACACGUCCAUCCUGUACAUUGCUGGCAAAUAUAUUGGUUAACGAGGAGAAAUAGGAAAAGAAAGCUCGAAGAUGCACAAUAAUAAGGUUCGUAUAGACACGGUUAAUAGUAAUUUUUCUAUAGUUUAAGUCGCUGUUAAUAAUAAUUCUUGUGCACUCCAACAUAUGUACAUAUAAAUCGGUCUACAUGAUAUCGUAAUUUUUGAAAAUUUAAUAUUACACUAAAAUAAACUAUUGAACGUGUUUCCUAAAAUGCCUAAAAUUAACGCGACAUAUUGCUACAUGAAUUAUCUUAGAUUAUCGUCCACUUCAUUUCUCGAUCGUCGAAAUUUCAUGUUUCAUGUGAAAUAAUGCAACGACGUGUACAAUUGCUGUUUCAGUAUAACACCGAUGUGACGAUAAAUAAGUCGAGCGCGUCCCAAGAUAUAUAUGCGUUUCAAAAAGAAGUCGCGCUCCAGAGACUAUCGACGUUAGCUCUUCAGCAAGCUCGUAAAAAUGUGAUCUUUGCCGAUGAUGCGUUGGCGGGCGAGAAUGCUAUCGAAGAAACAAGGAAGCAGUCCACCAAUACAUUUUUACAAAACUUGGAUAAAAUCUCCAAGAUGGAAAUUAUGAAUGAAACGGUAAAAUAAUCCAUUAUCAUGACCUGGGAAACAUUUGUCAUAUAUAAUUAAAUAUACAAUUAUAUAUAAAGUGGUAAUUUUACAUAUAUAUACAUGUGGACAUAUUUUUUAUAAAUAAUUAUAUAUGAAAAAUGUUUCCCCGCGGAGAGAUCCAACGAAAAUCAGAAAUAUAGUGUAUUAUUGGAACAAAACAAUAGUUAUCAGUGAUAAUUAAUAAGAGCAAACGCGCGUCUACAGGUUGAUGCCGAGUCUAAAAACACGGUAGAAGCAGAUUCCAGGUUCGAUUCUCUUUUAGAAAGAUCGAGAGGCGAGGGAUUUAUAAAAACGAACCCGCAUAGGAAUACAGUCACCGGUCGUAAAUCCAUUAUAUUUAUGCCGCCGGGCGUUCCAGCUGCGUUGAACGCAGCUACGCAAGACGCACAGCAUAAGGUGACGGGAGUAUAAAAUCACAUCGGGCGGAGCGAGGAGACGCGUAAUAAUACUCAGUUGUCGGCCGAACGAAAUGGGUACUCUUAUCCCGAGAAAGGCACGUUUUUAAGACAGGGAUAUUAUUGCCUCUACUGAAUACUCAUUUCUUUCAUAAAUCAAUGACUGAACGCGCCUCAGGCUAUUGUCUGAGGCUUCCUCAAGUUAUAGUGCGGUUAAUCGACUCUUGAAAAUCUUAAUAUUAAUUAAUUAUUACGUAAGGCCGGCAAAAAUCAUUUUUAUCAAGUAAUUCUACUCAGUCACACUCGAAUUUGGACAUUUCAAUAGCAAAGAAAUAUGCUUAGCCAAUUUAUCAUACAUUUUUUUCUUACGAUUCUUGCUGAUUUCUCAUCUCAAAAUUCAAAAUGCUUUUAAAACCUAACGCGAUGACGAACGAGCCGAAAGUAACAAGGUGGCGUCAAAUGACGUCUCUAACGCCGAUGUUUAUUUUUUUUCUUAAAACAUCAUUUAACGUCACCUUGCUAUUUGGGAACUUAGAUAGCGGCACUGUUUUUCAUGACCGAAAAUCUAAAAGAAACACCUACUCCGAUUGGAAUUACUUGACAAAAAUUUUCUCGUCAACCUGUGUUACUCUUCUAGAUGUGUGAUUUAGAAACGAGUUUUCUCUCUUCUUAAUCGCGCCACAGAGAGAGAGAAAGAGAGAGUGUAUCUAAUCUACGCAAUAUGGAGUUUCCGUGCGUGAUAGAGAUAGUAAUCCGUUAUUGUGAUAAUCCUCGCUUCGCCGAGAACGGUCCUUCCCUUAACUCUACAUUUACAUACAUACACAGGAUAUCUAUCUA